Molecule: messenger RNA, 972 nt
Organism: Scomber japonicus (chub mackerel)
Lineage: Eukaryota; Metazoa; Chordata; Actinopteri; Scombriformes; Scombridae
Gene: vstm4b
Product: V-set and transmembrane domain containing 4b
Exons: 8
Coding region: 1-972 (323 amino acids)
Source: RefSeq, a predicted model, not a curated record
AUGAAGAUCUCCUCUGUGGUCUUCGCUCUCCUGACUCGUGCACUCUUUGAAGAUUUCUGUUUGGCAAUCAACGUCACUAUCACCCCUUCCCCCUUCACGGUGGCCCAGGAGGGUCAAAAUAUCACACUCUCUUGUGUCGUGUCCCAGCGGCGCCGCAACGCUGCAUUACCAGUUGUGAAAUGGACCUUCCUGCCAGCAGGCACAGACCGGCCAGAGGAUGAACUCCUUAUCGCUCGUGUCAACAUGAGAAAGGCCCGUUUCUAUGGCAACUACACCAAGAGUUUCUCAUGGCCCAAGAUGAAGCUGACGGUGGUGAAACAGGGGAAGAUCUUUGACCUGCUGAUCUUGAAUGUGUCAGAAGGGGACCGGGGGCUCUACAUUUGCCGGGUUCAGGAGUUUAAAAAGCAUCAGGACCGCUGGAAGGCCUCAUCAAACUCCACCGCUGCUACUGAGCUCAGAGUGCAUGUCCUACCAGCCACCAAGGCCAAAGAAAGCCUGUGGAGCUUGUUUGAAGAUGUGUACCUUUGCGCGGUGCUGAUCUGCUCAGUGGGCCUGCUGUGCAUGUGCAUGUUCACGGUGACGGUAACCUGCCAAUACAUACAGAGGAAGCAGAGGUUAAAAGAUAAUUACCACUUGGUCAAAAGCCCUCAGAACAGCUCAGGAGAAACGGUCACCAGUCUGGUUAGUGUGUCUCCUGCCCUACCUAAGAAGGAGAGGAGGUACAGGAAGAAAAGGAGCAGAGACUACCAAGAGGAGAUACCACCAGAGAUACCAGCAAAAGCUCCCAUUGGAGACAAAACAAGGAAACCCAAACUUUUAAAACCACAACCAAGGAAAGUAGUUUUGCCCAAGAUAGUGGAGGAGAAUCUGACCUACGCAGAACUGGAUCUGGUGAAGCCAAUUCCAGAACCCAAGGCGUCAUGUAGCGGCACGGUGUAUGCGCAGAUACUGUUUGGGGAGCAGCAGCUAUGA